Molecule: messenger RNA, 1494 nt
Organism: Penicillium daleae
Lineage: Eukaryota; Fungi; Ascomycota; Eurotiomycetes; Eurotiales; Aspergillaceae
Exons: 3
Coding region: 1-1494 (497 amino acids)
Source: RefSeq, a predicted model, not a curated record
AUGCCAACCCUCACAGAGAAGGCUCGGGUUGCUGAGCCCCCCAAAGCUGCACUGGCUCUUGCUCUGGCGAUCGUGAAGCAUAAGCCAGUAGGCACGACGGUCAAGGAUUACAUCUAUGAAAUCCGGAAAUCUAUCAGAGAGGUGGAUGACAGCAAGCCUCUUCUGACAAACUACUUCUUUGACAGUGUCCACCACUGGCAGAAUGCCUACCAGAAGUCCGAGGCCGAACAGAUCAAGCUGCACAACAUCAUCUUUGAGUUGAAGCAGAAGAAUGAGUCCCUCCUCGCCACAAUCGAGGCGAAUACUCCCCCACCAAAGCGGAAAGCUUUCGGUGAGGUUCAGAAUGAGCCUGAAGCAGGCAGGAAGCGGGCGAAGACCAGCGGUCGCCGAACCCAGUCACAGAUUGAUGCUGCAAAUCAAGAGCAGGAUGAAACUCGUGACCAGGUAACCGAAAAGGGCAUCUCUUUCUUGAGACAUAUCUGGAUGCUUCAGCGAACCCUGCAGGCAAAGCGUCGCAGGGCCAAGGUACUCGCCAUGGAUGCAGUCAAUCUGUGCAAAGAGGCCGAGAGGGGCCUUUUGGACGCGGUCCGUUUGGAAAUCAAACCGGCUCCACGAAAGAGCCUUCGAGCCCAGAAAAUCAAGGAGCCCGAUUUCCUCGCCGUCGUGAAUGCGGUUGAGCUUGCUUUCCAACUGGUCCACCAAGCCCUCCGCAAGAUCCCCGAAGGGGCGGACAAUCGUCAAUCCCAACCCCGGGUCAUCUACUACAUGGUGUGUCUCUUCCAGUCCAUCAUGACUGGUCUCACCCAAUAUUGCACCGCGGUGUCACAAGGAAAUGAUACAGGAACAGAGAGCACAGGCACCACCGGAGCCAGGCAGCCGCCGAAGAAAAUAGGCGGCGCGGCCAGAGGUUCGAUGAGUGGCAAGCCUGCCAGCGCACAGGUGCUAGUUGAGUUACUCUGCAAAAUGGCCCUCUCACUGGACACGAAUCAGACCUGUGACCAGAAAGUGAUGGAAGGAUUCAUGCAUGUGAUUCUUGACCGGCUGGGAAAGAUGCUCGCUCUCUUCACCUUCGAUGGCAUGCAGCUACCGACCAAUCUUACCCUCAAUCUCCGACCCCCAGAAGGUCUCGCGGCAAUGAGAGUGGAUGGUAUUUCGCGACAGACCGGUCAACUGGAGGCAAAGCAACUCGUUUUCUUCCUCGAGAAAGUGUUGAAGAACGAAUCUCUUUUCCCUCCUGCGAGCACAACUCCUGGUGGCCAAGCUCCUUUCAAUCUCAAGCUCCAGGAGGCGAUGAAGAAGACCUUGCUUCAGGCCAUAUUCGGCAAGGAGGAUCCUCUGUUCCUUGGGGGCUUGGAGAGGCCUACGACUCCGGCUCCCACUGAUUAUCUCGGACCUCCGAAUCAACGGCUGGAAUUUACCGAAUGGUUUGCAGGGGAGCUGUGGCGCCUGGUUGGCUGGGAUAUACUAGAGCCCACCAGCACCUCUCGUCCAUGA